Molecule: messenger RNA, 664 nt
Organism: Eupeodes corollae
Lineage: Eukaryota; Metazoa; Arthropoda; Insecta; Diptera; Syrphidae
Gene: QIL1
Product: MICOS complex subunit MIC13 homolog QIL1
Exons: 2
Coding region: 165-509 (114 amino acids)
Biological process (GO): cristae formation
Cellular component (GO): MICOS complex; mitochondrial crista junction
Source: RefSeq, a predicted model, not a curated record
CUUUAUUAUUUUGGAAAACGCACGACAAAACGAAAGCAAAUUUUCCCGAUUAUUUUAUAAUUUCUCAGGAAAAUUUGUAUCCGAAAAUAGUUAUACAAAUAUUUAUCGGAAACCCCAAAUAAUCAGUCCUUAUUUUUUAAUUCCUUUACAAAUAAUUUAUCCCCAUGGCUCUGAGAUUUGCAAUUAAAUCCGGUCUUGCUUAUGGUGCUAUGCAUUACACCUGCAGCCUCGGCGUUUGGGGUAACAGUGUGCAAGCAGAUAAACUCUAUAAUGAGCUGAUGGCCCAGGCAAGGCCACAUGUUGUGAGUUUACAGAAGAAACUACCAAUCGAAGUACCGAAUCUUCCUAAAACCGGAGAAGUUCGCUUCCUGGCAAAACACUACUAUAACACUGGAGUUAAGAAUACCUUCCAUUUUAUCAUAAUGCUACCAUGCUAUGCCGGCCAAUUGAUCAAAAAGACCAAAGAUACAAUCAACAAAUCGCUGGAGGCACCUGCCGUUAAGAAUUGAUUGUUUCGAAAUGCCUAUAGUUGGUAGGUUGUGCUGCGAUAGAUAAAUAUUGUGCUGUUAAUUCUUUUUUUUUUCCUUCGUUUUUGUGCUGGACUCAUGAUAAUGUGCUAAAAAUAAAUAAAUGAAAACAAAUCUUUAAUUAAGUUAAAUUCAAA